UCCCCUUAAGCAGACCUGAACUUCAAUCACCGGGGUCCGGGAAGGGUUUUUUAAGGGGGGGGGGGAGGCCCAAACGGCGCUGCCAGACCGACCCCUGCCCAUUUCUCCUAAGGAACUCUCAUGGCUUCACGGCUGCAGACAAGUUGCCGUGCAUCUCGGUGGACUAUCGGAGUUUGCAUCCUGGCGGCCGCGCUCCUACCAGGGCUGCAAGCUCAGACUGUCUUAGUCAAUGACACAGUCUCGGGGUUUAUCGGAACAGACGUGGUCCUGCACUGCAGCUUCACCAAUCCACUCCCCAAUGUGAAGAUCACGCAAGUGACGUGGCAGAAAGCCACCAAUGGCACCAAGCAGAAUGUGGCCAUCUACAACCCUGCCAUGGGGGUCUCCAUCCUCUCGCCCUACAAAGAGCGGGUGACGUUCCGGAAUCCAUCCUUUAAAGAUGGCACCAUUCAGCUCUCCCGGCUAGAGCUGGACGAUGAGGGAGUUUACAUCUGUGAGUUUGCUACCUUCCCAGCUGGCAACCGGGAAAGUCAGCUCAACCUCACUGUGCUGGCCAAACCCACAAACUGGAUGGAGGGCACCAAGCGGCCGCUUAUUGCUAAGUCUGGCAGGACAGAAAAGAUCUUGGUAGCUACCUGCACCUCCUCUAAUGGGAAGCCCCCCAGCACUGUCACCUGGGACACCAAGCUCAAAGGGGAAGCGGAGUUCGAGGAGAUCCGGAACAGCAACGGCACCAUCACCGUGAUCAGCCGGUACCGGCUGGUGCCGAGCCGGGAAGCCCACCGCCAGCAGCUCAUGUGUGUGGUCAAUUACCAGCUGGACCGCUUUACCGACAGCAUGACCCUCAACGUGCAGUAUGAGCCAGAAGUCACUAUCGAGGGCUUUGAUGGCAACUGGUUCCUCAACCGGAAGGAUGUGAAGCUGAUAUGCAAAUCUGAUGCCAACCCCCCAGCUCACACCUAUGAAUGGAAGCUGCCAAAUGGGACUCUGCCAGGGAGCGUGGAAAUCCAGAACAACACCAUCUACUUCAAAGGGCCCGUCUCCUACAGUGUGGCUGGCACCUAUGUCUGUGAGGCCUCCAACGCCAUCGGUACCCGGUCGGGGUUGGUGGAAGUCAAUGUCACAGAUAAGCCACUACCUCAGGGUGCCCCAGGAGGCGUUAUUGGGAUCGUGGGAGGUGUCAUCGCAGCAGUCCUCAUCAUUGCCGUGGCUGUCACCGUAAUUAUUGUCUACAGGAGGCAGCAAAAGAACCGCACUGAAACAGACAACGACCUAAUCGACUUGCCUCCAUCCCACAAACCUGCCCCUCCACCAAAGAGGAAACAAGAGAUGAAAAGCCACCUGACUGCAGAAGACAUCCAGGUUGUUCACUUAGACAACAUGAAACACGAGGAGGAAAUCCAGAAACUCCCUCUGCAGACUCCAUACUAUGACAUGGCAGCCACCGAGCCCUCUCCCUACACUGACAAACUGAACUUUGGAAAGUGUCACUCAGAAGUAUCGAAUGCGAGUGAUUACCUGACCCGCUGCUACUCACAUGAAGAUCGAUAUCUGGAGAAGAUCCCUCACGUUUACACCCCUAUGUCAGAUCUUCCACAAGAUCUUUAUCCUCAUCAUGCGGACAUCUCCUUCUGCUGCCCACCUCCUGGUUCCCGGGCUCCUUACAUCUGUCCUAAGGAACAGUAUGUUUAAAGCAUCAACACUGCAAAAUGAAGAAGCUAAUGUUUCUCACUUCUCCUGGGCCAGUCGCUCAACAACCAAGGCCUUUUAGAUCCCUUCUUUUGCCAUUGCUUGUUUUAUUUAUGGCAUUUGAAAUUGGGGUGCGAUUGUAACUGACAUGGUUAGGUUAAGUAUCUGCCUGGCUUGCUUAUGCUCAAGGGAACACUCUGCCAUCACCCACAUCUCAUUCAGUACUUGCGUCUUCCUUUUCUCAUCCUGGCCAUCCUGUAUCAAGCUAGCUCUGUGCGUGCAUGUGUGUGUGGGUGACAAGCUGCCCUGUGUUGGAUGGGAUGUGCCCAACCCGAUUAAAUGUCCGUAGGUUCCCUUGUGCCAAUCUCUGCACUGUUUGCACCAGAGUAGCUGGGUGUGGAUGUUUCACAGCCCUUGUUUCAGCUCGUGUGAAGGUUUACAGCACAGCCAGUGCUAAAUCUGAGGCUGUAGCAGGGCUUUUCCCCCUCCUUUGCAGAAAUUUGUUUCCCCCUUGGCAAUGGGGAUAGGAAAUCCCUGUUGUGAAGAGCUAAACAGCCAAGAUUGCUGAACCAAAUAGUAAGAUGCUUAUAAUGAAAGAUGCUCAAAACCAACCUAAGAAUAGAGAAAAGGUCUUGGUUUAGGGGUUUUGUUUCUCUCCCUUUUCCCUCCUUCUCCCACUCCCAAUAUCUUGGAUUGGCUCUUUUAAAUCCAGAUGGUGUGGGGAUAUAUUUUGAAGCCAACACAUUUGGAGAACGCAUCCUUUAAAUAACCAUCUUAUAACCCAAAACGCAAAGGGAAAAAAAGUAUAGGAAGGAAAACAUUCUCUCUAAUUUUCCUUUUCAAAGCCUAAUGUGACCCCCCCACUAGCAUUUCCCCCUCUCUUCCUUGCAUCUGUUGAUUGGAAUUUCAGAAUGAACUCAGGCAGAAUAUAAAGAAUAAAUCACAAUUUCAGGUAAUCCUCUUGCUCUUCAUGAAGGAUAAAAGCCAAGAGCAGAAUCUGGCCUUUUAACUUUUUCUAAAGCAUCUUGGUCUUGGGACUACAAAUCUUUUGAUACUGGAAUGUGUGUGUGUGUAAAUGCAAACGUGUAUAUUCCUGUGACCACAAAGUGUUUUAAAGAAUGGAACUCAUCUCCACAUCACAUUUGUGUUCACUUGUAUUAGAGUAAAAAUAAAUAUAGAUACACACUUAAAGGUGUAUAGAAGCAAAGAAGAGGAGAAAAAGGCAUUAACAUCCUGUCCGAGAGCUUGGCUUCAAGGAUAACUUUCAUCUGUUCACCCAGG
This is a messenger RNA of Neopsephotus bourkii (Bourke's parrot), 2970 nucleotides long. RefSeq names its product nectin cell adhesion molecule 1 (gene NECTIN1). The record is from RefSeq and is a predicted model, not a curated record. Bases 121 to 1692 code for a protein of 523 amino acids. NCBI's taxonomy places the organism in Eukaryota, Metazoa, Chordata, Aves, Psittaciformes, Psittacidae. Gene Ontology annotation, cellular component: adherens junction. Gene Ontology annotation, biological process: protein localization to cell junction; homophilic cell-cell adhesion; heterophilic cell-cell adhesion. The transcript is spliced from 9 exons.